GCCCAAUAAUAGCCCACACAACCCUAGGCUGCGCUAGUGUCGUCGGUCCCCAUCCCAUUCGGCCACCGAUCCCAAUCUCAAUCUGACGCCGCCGCCGGCAUCCCUGACUCACCGACGCGGCUGCACCAGGCGCCGCCGCCGCCGCCUCCGCCUUGAUCGUAAGGAAGUAAGUUUGGAGCACCAUGGCUCUGCGAUCGGCGGCCGGUAGGCUGGCGUCGUCCAGCCGCCGCCGCCUCCUCUCUCCGCCCACCAGCAUCCACACGGCCUUCCUCCACUCCCACGCCACCAGCUUCGGAUACAAGCAAGUAGCUGAAGAGGACAAAAGCAAAUUGGUCGGUAACGUCUUCAGCAGCGUCGCCUCCAGUUACGAUCUCAUGAACGAUCUUAUGAGCGUUGGACUACAUAGGUUGUGGAAGGACAGGCUCAUCUCAAAGCUUAAUCCUUUUCCUGGGAUGAAGCAUCUAGAUGUGGCUGGUGGAACAGGGGAUGUUGCCUUCCGUGCGCUCGAGAGAAUCAAUAGCGUGAGCCAUAGAGCUAUGCAGGGUACUCUUACUGAUAUUGAAGAAGAAACACAAAUCUAUGUUUGUGACAUUAAUCCAAAUAUGCUGAAUGUUGGAAAGAAACGUGCUUCAGAAAGAGGAUACAAAGAAGGCCAUUGCCUUAGCUGGAUACAAGGAGAUGCUGAAGCUCUGAGUUUUGAGGAUGGAUCUAUGGAUGGCUAUACUAUUGCGUUUGGGAUCAGAAAUGUGACACACAUUGAAAAAGCUCUAUCAGAAGCUUAUAGAGUCCUAAAGCGAGGGGGAAGGUUCCUAUGCUUGGAAUUGAGUCAUGUGGAUGUUCCGCUUUUUAAAGAGAUUUAUGAUGUUUAUUCAUUUUCUGUGAUUCCGGCUGUGGGAGAACUAGUGGCCGGUGAUCGCCAGUCAUACCAAUACUUGGUUGAGAGUAUCCGCCGGUUUCCAAAUCAGGAAAAGUUUGCUCAGAUGAUCCAAGAAGCCGGAUUUGAGAGGGUAGAAUACGAAAAUCUGGUGGGUGGUGUGGUUGCCAUUCACUCUGGACUGAAACUGUAGAACAUUCUGGGUUUCAAGUUUGAUGGAUACUUUACUGUUACUCCUACGGCAACGGCAAGGUCUUGUGAAGCGGGCGUUAAGAAUCAGGACCUAACGAACAAACUAACUCAAUCUUGUACCAGUAGUUAGCAUUGCAAUAAAUACAUGCAGUGUUUCUGUACAUGUUUCUUGUAUUUAUUUUUUUUAGAUGAAAGGCUUUUGACAGCCCAGCUUUACUGAAAAGCAUAAAAUGUUGUUUUGACAACCAAAACAAACAACUAAAAGGGAGUCACACUAGAUUGACAGAAAAGUUACAGCCUA
Oryza sativa Japonica Group (Japanese rice) is the source of this 1367-nucleotide messenger RNA. NCBI's taxonomy places the organism in Eukaryota, Viridiplantae, Streptophyta, Magnoliopsida, Poales, Poaceae. The record is from RefSeq and is a predicted model, not a curated record.